AAAUUAGGAAACAUUGAGCAAUGUGAUUAUGUGUCUUAGAUCUUUGUGUAGUUUCAUUUGACUUUAUCUCAUUCGAGUUUUCCUUUUCUUGACAUUGUCGCCGGUGGGUAGGGUACGAUCAUUUGCAUAUGCCAAUGACAUUUUUCUGUUUUGUACUCGACUAAAAUGUCAUGUGCAGUAUAGGAGAGUUCCAUACAUUUCUGGAAUAGUUAAUGAGCCCUGCGAUGUAUAGUUCACCGUUGGAUAGGAUAAAUUUAUGCGCUUUUUGAAACAUUCGUGCCCCAACAUAUUUACUAAAAGAGGAGCAACUCAGUCCCAACGGUACGGAUCCUUACGAUGCCAUCUUUUUUCCUUUAAAAGUAAAAGGAAGGCUACUAUUCAUUUUUAACAACAACGAAAAUAAAAAUGAAAGGCGUCGAAAACAAGGUGGGAGGAUCCCAAAAUCCUAUGCCGUAUAAAUGAAACAAAUGCAGCUGACUAGGCUGUGAUGAGAAACAUACGUAUCCUGCGCCUUAAUUAGUUUCGCAUUCAGGUGCACGUGUCUUCAUUCAAGGUUCUUUUCCUCCUUCUUAUUUAGCUAGAGGACGUUAUUUUCUUUCCACGAUGUUUUAAUCCAUCAUUGCAAAGUCUCGACGAGCGUAUGCGUUCGCGUCUUGCGUGAAAAUGCUCUCUUUACACACCGACAUAGACACGAUGGGCUAGAAAAAAUCCCCCCACCCCAAAAUCAAUGGUUUCAUUAAGAAUGAAUUGUUUUUGUUAGUCCUACCUCCUGUUUUCUCCGUAGAAACUCCAAAAAAAAGCUAAAAAGGGCAGUCGUUUUUCUCUAUGCCUAUAGGGUUAAAAGAAUUGCUUUUGUUUUUCCUGUACCUCUCCCACUUUUUUUUCUCUCUGCUGGAUCGUACAGUAGUUAAGAAACAAUGGCUCUCACAACUCUCUUUCUCUUUUCUGCAGUUGUCUUUUGUUGUGCGUGUGGCAUCAUAAAGUCGCUGCGGCCAUAGCCACUAGUAGCGAAUGUUCCAAUCUUGUGCACCCAAUUUCAACUCAUAUGUAUUAUAUAGACGUCUACAGCGGAACAAGUAGACGCAAGGAUAAAAGAAUCUACGUAGUUUGUGAAUUCCCGUCAUGCCAUCCGCAACGAAAUAAAUGCAUCCAACUUUAGGGGGGAAAAAAAAUAAAAAGUUAGUUGGAUACGGAGGGGCAAAACGUCUGCGCAGAAAGAAGAACGAAAACAGUCGGAAUAAAAAUAAAUAAAUCGGGGACUUGGAAACAGAGCCCGUAGGUCACGCGAUCCAAUCAGCACGUGCUGCCAGCAGCUCUUUUGUGAGAAUCAAAGAAAUGUCAUGCUGGAAUCGAAGCUUGCCCGGAAGAUGAGAUUGCCGUGCGGAAUCAAAAAACUUGCCGUUUUCUUCGUCGUUUUAGCUGGAUGGGUUGGCUCGAUAAGGUGCACGACUGUCGAGCUGAGCAAUACUUGCCUUAAGCCUUGCGUCUGUAAAUGGAAAGGCGGAAAAGAAAGUGUUUCUUGCCACCAAGCCGGCUGGACUGAAGUACCAUCCAGCGGAUUAGAAAGCACUAUUCAGGUGCUGGACUUGAGUGGCAAUCCGCUUUCGCAGUUGGUGGCCAACGAAUUCCGCCGGCUGGGACUGACUCAUUUACAACGCGUUAUUUUGCAACGUUGCGCUCUUCGGCAUAUUGACCCAACUGCUUUUGCCGGCCUGACCAAUUUGGUCGAGUUGGAUCUCAGCCACAACGUAUUGUCUUCGAUACCCACUCAAGCGUUCCUGCACUUUCCCGAACUUCGCGAGCUGAAACUCAAUGGCAACCCGUUGAUCCGAUUGGCCGGCCACACGUUCGCUUCCGCUUCGAAAUUGAUCCGUCUAGAAGUCGCCAAUUGCCAAUUGAAUCACAUCGAUCACAAAGCGUUUCAUGGUUUAGAGCUGCUGGAAUGGCUUCGCUUGGAUGGCAACUUAAUUGAAGUGUUGCCUACGGCUACGCUGGGCCCAUUGCGCACGCUAAGGGGCAUCGAUCUUCAUCACAAUCCGUGGAAUUGUACAUGCCCACUCCGGCCACUCCGGUCAUGGCUGGCUGCUCGGAACAUGCCCUUUUCCGUUCCGCCACUUUGUCUCUCUCCUGGCCGUUUGCGGGGCCAAUCGUGGAACCGUAUGCCAUUAGAGGAGUUGGCCUGCCCACCUAAAAUUCAUCCGGUCGAUUCUUUAGUUCAAGUCGUGGCCGGACAGGCUGCCAAUCUCACCUGUCAUGUCGCCAGCAAUCCGGAAGCGUCCGUCUUGUGGUUCUUUGCCGAUCGGCUCAUCGUCAAUUUGACGACGCCGGAAGAGAGUCCGCCUACUGUCAAUCAGGUGUACUACUUGCGCGAGGCUAGCGACCGGAUCGACAGGACGGACAAGACCAGCACGUUGAUGCUGGCCUCUGCGCGCGAACAGGACUCCGGUUUCUACGUGUGCCAAGCGACGAACCGGGCGGAAAAAAUCUCGGCCAACAUCACGUUACUAGUCAAAUCCAACGGCAUUGAUUUGGCGGCCGGCCAGUUGAGUCGCGGACUGACGGCCGGCCUCAUCCUGGCCAUUUUCGGUAUGCUAAUCCUCGUCCUGUUGGUCUGCUGCCUGUGCUCUUUAAAACGUGCACGCAUGCACGCCAGCUUACGUCACAGGCGGCCAUCGAUGGUCAUGGGAGUCCCGUCCAUGAACAAUGGCAAUUCCGCCGGAGGCAUGUUCGACAAGCUGGAUCAGACGGAUAACUUCCUGCGGAGACAAUCAACAGCGUCCGACAAUUACAAGAAUCACAACGGAUCGCUGUAUAAAACAGAGGACAACGCGGAAGGCGCUGGAUCGUCUCAUCCGCACGAAGCCAAAGUCGAAACUCGUUUCCAGGACAAACAAUGGCUGGUGAGUAACCAGCCGAGCAAACCUUGCCUCGACAUCAAGCUGGCCACCAACGAUGCGGAAGUGAUGACGGAACCGAUCGUCGACGGCCAUAGGCAAAUCGCCAUGUAUCAGAACAAAGUCAAGUUCAAUGCGGAAGAGACCAACACGCCUCGUCCCAUUCUGAAAUCGGAGAAAGUGUCGUCUCCGAGUCCGACGCGCAACUACCCGGAUUUGGUGGAUCUUUUGCCUUCGGCCGAUUAUUCGGACUCUAGCGACGUGACUUCCAAUCAGGACGAAAUGGAACUGAUCCAGCUGAAACGAGAGCGAUCAUCGCCGCCCAUUUAUCCGACCUCUCGCUACUUGCAAACGGCACGGCAGCAGGAAACGACCUUUCCGGGACGGAGGGCCGUAGUUGCCGUGCCGGGCAAUCACAAUCGUCGACGGCUCUCCGAUUGGGAAGUGAACGAAUUGGACGACGACCAGGAGCAUCAUUCGCCAAUGUUCUACCAGACGCAGCAUGUUCCAGUCGCUUCGCGGAGGGAGAGUUACGAUUCCGAAUUGGACACGGCCCAAACGGAAUUGAUCCGUCGUCAUCAUUCGGAAGAAUUUGACGAAGAUUUUCAUCGACGUUACGCCUAUCACACCGGCCAGCUCAAUCGCUUCCUGCUCGAAUAUCGCGCCCUCCAGAAACGUCUUGCACAAAUGCAGGACACUUGGGGCCGUUGCCUAGACGACGACAUCGAUAGAUCCGUCCGCCACCAUCAUCGUCAUCAUCAUCAUUCGAAUCAUCAGCCUAACGCCCAACGGCCUUUGCGUCCUAUCCUGAAAAAUCGAUUGACGCUGCCCCGUCAGACGAGGAGAUGGUCGUGCGACGAACAAGAGCCGGAAGAUAUUCUCGAACCGGAAUUGCAAGGCAGUAACUACGAAGUUUCAUCGGCCGUUGACGAGCUGUACUACAGCUGAUAACAUCCCUGCCUGCCUGCCUGCCUGCCUGCCUGCCUGCCUCAUCCAUCAUAAUGUACAGAAUGUAAUUUUGCCUUUUGAAUUUCUACGAGUUGGCGAGUUUCUACAACAUUUUCUCACGUCGACGUGGUGUGCGAGAGACGGGCCACAAAGGGACGACAUGCAAUGCAAUUAGCUCUUCUCUUCCUUUUGUAAUUAGCUCGUUCAUUUUCCUGUCGUCAAAUAAUAGUGUGCCACUCGGAUUUAUUACGAGACGGCAUCCCCGGCUGUGUGGAUUACAUCUCCCAAUUGGCAUCAUCUUGUAAUGAAUGCAGCAUUCCGCUUGGCGUCGCAUCAUGCUUGAUUGGUAGAUGGCUUUACUAUAACGAUGGUGGAUUUCUUUUUUUAAAAAAAUCCAACGUAUUUUCGAAAUGCGAGGCAUUUGUUUCAUAGGGUCGGGAAUUCAAUGUAUUCUCAUUUAGCAUGUACAUAUGUAUAUAAAUAUAAAGUGCAAUGUUCUCACACUCGUACGAGGCAUUAUCAUUCAAAGAAUAUGUAUAUUUAUAUAUAAUCUUCAAAGUUGAUUUCAGUUGAAAACAUCACGAUUCCCAUCUUUGAACAGAAGAAAAUCCGAUGCAAAGGCAGAUAACAAAA
Molecule: messenger RNA, 4475 nt
Organism: Daphnia magna
Lineage: Eukaryota; Metazoa; Arthropoda; Branchiopoda; Diplostraca; Daphniidae
Exons: 4
Coding region: 1341-3842 (833 amino acids)
Molecular function (GO): protein binding
Source: RefSeq, a predicted model, not a curated record